This is a messenger RNA of Lathyrus oleraceus (garden pea), 3258 nucleotides long. RefSeq names its product receptor-like protein EIX1. The record is from RefSeq and is a predicted model, not a curated record. NCBI's taxonomy places the organism in Eukaryota, Viridiplantae, Streptophyta, Magnoliopsida, Fabales, Fabaceae. The transcript is spliced from 2 exons. Gene Ontology annotation, molecular function: protein binding. The coding region runs from base 91 to 3051 and encodes 986 amino acids.
ACAUAUUUCUUUAUAUAUAUGGACUUGUAUAACUCUUAGAAUAUAGUAUCAUUACCGAAAAUCUGUGCUUUAUUAAAUUAGUGAAUUAAGAUGAAAAUUUAUAUCAUUCUUAUAUUUCAUGCAUCAUUGGUGUUGUCCUCCAUUUCCAAGUUCAACUCAACAACAGAAAAUGGAGACAUGAAAUGCAAAGAGAGGGAGAGACAUGCACUCCUCACAUUCAAACAAGGUCUUCAUGAUGAGUUUGGCUUGUUGUCCACAUGGAAGAACAAUCCAAAUGCAGAUUGCUGCAAAUGGAAUGGAGUUGAAUGCAAUAACCAAACAGGUUAUGUUGAAAGACUUGAUCUGCAUGGAUCUUCUUCAAAAUAUUUGAGCGGUGACAUCAAUCCUUCAAUAGCCAUGCUUCAACAUCUAAAUUAUCUAGACCUUAGUUUUUUGAAUAAUAGAGGUGAAAUCCCAAAAUUUAUUUGCUCCUUGAGUAAAUUACAAUACCUUAAUCUCUCAAAUGGCUUUUAUAAUGGCGAGAUUUCUUGUCACCUUGGAAAUCUCACACAAUUGCAACACCUUGAUCUCAGCGACAAUGAAUUGAGUGGAGCAAUUCCUUUUCAACUUAGAAAUCUGUUACGAUUGCAACACCUUGAUCUCAGCUACAAUGAACUCAGUGGAGCAAUUCCUUUUCAACUUGGAAAUCUCACACAACUGCAAGACCUAGAUCUCAGCCACAAUAAUCUUGUUGGAGAUAUCCCUAUGCAACUCAGAAAUCUUUCAUUGUUGGAGUCUCUUAUGCUCGGUUACAAUUCUGAUCUUAGAAUCAAGUGGCGAACUCAAGCGAAUGUUGAGUGGCUAUCCAACCUCUCUUUUUUGAGAAAUCUUGACUUGAGUAGAGUUCAAAAUCUCAACGAUUCUGCUCAUCACGCCUUGCAAUUCAUCGGGAAGCUUCCAAUCCUAGAAAAGCUGUCUCUAAGUCAAUGUGGCCUUUCUGACGUCAAUAUCCCUUUGUUAUCUGAUUCCCAUUUGAACUUUUCCACUUAUCUUACUAUCCUUGAUGUAGAUAAGAAUCAGUUAACAUCAUCGAUGAUAUUCCACUGGGUAUUUAAUUACAGUUCCAAUCUUCAGUACCUUGACUUGUCUCAUAACUUUUUAAGAGGUGUCAUUCCAGAUGAUUUUGGCACUUCAAUGCACUCACUUGUGACACUCAAUCUGCCUUACAAUAGUAUAGAGGGCAUCCCUAAAUCCAUUGGAAAUGUAUCCUCCUUACAACAUUUGUCAUUAUCGUAUAAUCAUAUUUCUGGCACGUUACCGGACCUUUCUUUUCCCUUGUCUUUGAGAUGGUUAUCACUUGGUGGAAAUAAACUCAUUGGAGAAAUACCCACGAGCAUCGGAUUGCUUACAGAGUUAGAGAUUUUGGGCCUGGGCGAUAACUCUUUUGAAGGUAUAAUCUCUGAAUCUCAUUUCACAAACCUCUCCAAAUUGAAGAACCUAGAUUUGUCUCAAAACUCCUUGACUAUGAAAGUUAGUGAUCAAUGGGUUCCUCCUUUUCAAUUAAUAUAUUUUGGUUGUUCAUCUUGCAAUUUUGAUUUUACAUUUCCUAAUUGGCUUCAAACACAAAAUCAUUUAUUAUCGCUUUACCUUUCAAAUGUCUGUAAUCUACCUCCAAUACCUCACUGGUUUUGGGGCAAAUUGCAAACACUGUCUGUCGUGAGCAUUCCCAAUAGCAAUCUUACAGGAAGGAUUCCCAAUUUGGAACUCAAGCUAGUCCAAAGUUCUUAUAUAGAUUUGAGUUCAAAUAAACUACAAGGUCACAUUCCUUCUUAUUUACUUCAAGCAGGAACACUCUAUCUUUCCGAUAAUAAAUUUUCAGAUCUUGUUUCUUUUCUAUGCAACAAAAAUAAUCCUAACGUUUUAGUAAUUUUUGAUAUAUCAAACAACCAAUUAAAAGGUGAGUUGCCGGAUUGUUGGAGUAAUUUAACCUCAUUACAAUAUGUUGACAUGAGCAAUAACAAGUUGUCUGGAAACAUUCCCUUCUCAAUGGGAACCCUUGUUAGCAUGGAAGCUUUGAUUUUAAGAAAUAAUAGUUUAAGUGGUCAACUCUCUUCCUCAUUGAAGAAUUGCUCAAACAAGUUGGCUUUUCUGGACCUUGGGGAAAAUAUGUUUCAUGGUCAAAUACCUUCAUGGAUUGGAGAUAGCUUGCAACAGUUAGUCAUCUUAAGCCUUCGAUUCAAUAACUUCUACGGAAAUAUACCUUUGAAUCUAUGUUAUUUGAGAAAGCUUCGAGUCUUGGAUUUGUCACUAAAUAACUUAUCAGGAGGAAUCCCAACUUGCGUACAAAAUUUUACUUCAAUAGCUCAAAACUUCGUGAACUCAACUACAUCAAUGUUGCAUUUGUAUAAUCCCGGGAAUGGAACUUUUUACAUGAGUUAUGUUUUCAACUUAUUCCUGACAUGGAAAGGUGUAGACCGACCUUACACAAACGCAGAUGUUUUUCUAAAAAGCAUUGAUCUCUCAUGUAACCAUCUGACAGGGAAAAUACCAACUGAAAUAGAGUACUUACGUGGUUUGAUUUCCUUAAAUUUGUCAAGUAACAAUCUCAGUGGGGAAAUCAUAUCUAACAUAGGAAACUUAAAGUUCCUAGAAUUUCUUGAUUUGUCAAGAAAUCACUUAUCAGGCAGAAUUCCUUCUAGUUUAACUUAUAUUGAUCGUCUCACUAUGUUGGAUUUGUCAAACAAUCAGCUUUUUGGAAAAAUUCCAAUUGGAACACAGUUGCAGACAUUCAAUGCUUCAAGUUUUGAAGGAAAUUUUGAUCUGUGUGGCGAACCACUUGAUAGAAAAUAUCCAGGAGAAGACCCACCAAAACAUCAAGUGCCACCAACUGAUGAUGUUGGAGAUGAGAAUUCAAUAUUUUUGGAAGCAUUAUACAUGAGCAUGGGGAUAGGAUUCUUCACUGGUUUUGUUGGCUUGGUAAGCUCAAUAUUUUUACUAUCCUCUUGGAGAGAAACCUAUUCCAAAUUCUUGAACACUUUGAUAUUGAAAGCCUUCAUGUGGUGGAAGGAGUGAAUGUACGAUGAACAGAAUCUCUAGCUGUACCGUACUGGAUGAGUGCAUGCUUUGAUGUUUUAGAAUAAUGGAUAGGAUGAAUACCUCGAUAGAGUUUGAUUGUGUUUUGUUAAGCUUUCAAGUUUGUUACUUUUCGUAUGGAAAUGUAAUCAUUAUAUGUUAUCAACUUAAUACCUAAUAACAUGCACUACUAGAAAAAAUAACUUU